UCGAAACCACUACUUAUUGAACCCGAUUCUGCUUCAUGCACCAAGUCGCUUGCAGGCGUGCAGUAGGUGUGUACCCCUUAGAGAGGUAAUAAUUGAGUAACACAUUCCUUCAUUAAGAGCUCGCCGCCCAGAUUCCUGCUCCUGACGAUGCAGUACAACAACGUGUAUCCCCAUGACCACGAUAACCGCCAACCUUAUCCCUCCCCAGCUAGUCACCAUGCUCGGUCGCCACCUGACCAUCUCUCUCUAGGUUACGCAGAACAAUCCAAUUCACACCAAGUCAGCUCCUAUCCAGCAACGAAUGCCCUUAUACAAGGGGAAUAUAUAGAGCCCCAUAUGAACCAAGCUCUUCAAUACUCCUACCCUCCGCAAGCGCCGGGUGUUCUGAGGGAUGACCAUAGAUCCUACUUGGCGUCGCAGGGUAGCAGCCUUGAGAACUUCCCUUCGUCACACUCUCCCACGCAUUCGUACCUACCCGGCACCGUGGACCCACAGUCUCCCCGGAGCCCAUCUCGGCCGCCACAACAAUUCACUACCCCUUCACAAACCUAUCAUCAAAAUUAUUCACACUCGCCCUCGACAGCUUCGCAGGGUCCGGCACAACGUCGUCCAAGUAUGGAUCCCUACUAUCACAUGUCGCCUAAUCCCCAGCACCUUUCGCACGCGGCAACGUCGCAUGGUGGAAGAGGCAGCGGUGGCGUUCACUCUGGGUCUCAGCAUUCACACUCCCAAUCGCACUCAUUGAGUGCGUCUGGCGAGCGUUAUCCAUGCGAGCUCUGUGAGCGGACUUUCACCCGGUCUCACGAUCGCCGUCGGCAUUACGAAACGGUCCAUGCAGCAACACCUGCCCUUCACAAAUGUCGCUAUUGCCAGAAGGACUUUAGUCGUGCUGAUUCUUUGAAACGUCAUGUUGAUAAUGGAUGUGAUGAGAUGCCUUCCCACCGAUAGACACGGAGAAUAGGUGAGAAGCGUUAUGCCAUGCUGUGCGAUACUACUUGGCAGCCAGCAUGCUGUGGAUGGGGUUUACAUUAUACCGGGAUUAUUUCUUGUACCUUUUACUUUCGCCUUCUAUGCUCUACUUGCUAUCACCCUGCAACCUU
This is a messenger RNA of Pisolithus orientalis, 1100 nucleotides long. RefSeq lists its product as uncharacterized. Lineage: Eukaryota; Fungi; Basidiomycota; Agaricomycetes; Boletales; Pisolithaceae. The record is from RefSeq and is a predicted model, not a curated record. The transcript has 4 exons. Bases 148 to 948 code for a protein of 266 amino acids.